CCAGUCCGUCAGGAAGCCGGCUGUGUGACUAUGUUGUGACAGAAAAGAGACUGUGACUUGGUGUGUGAUGGUUACGAUAUUGUACCCACUUUAUCUGGGUAUCCUUGGUGCCCUGCUGCCAGGCUAUCAUGCCAGGGACCGGGGGCUCACGGAGGAGGAAAUGGCCCAAUACAGGGAUCGGGUGAAAUCCAUGUUUUAUCACGCGUACAACAACUACUUGGACCAUGCCUUCCCCUACGAUGAACUGCGCCCCCUCACCUGUGAUGGACAAGAUACCUGGGGAAGUUUCUCCCUGACUCUAAUUGAUGCGUUAGACACGUUACUGAUUAUUGGAAACGUCACCGAGUUCCAGAGAGUAGUAAAUGUCCUGCAGGAUACUUUGGAUUUUGACAUUGAUGUCAAUGCUUCAGUCUUCGAGACCAACAUCCGAGUUGUGGGUGGUCUCUUGUCUGCUCACCUUUUCUCCAAAAGAGCCGGCCUGGAACUGGAACCGGGGUGGCCUUGCACUGGCCCCCUACUUCGCAUGGCAGAAGAGGCUGCUCGCAAACUCCUUCCAGCGUUUGACACAGCCACAGGGAUGCCCUACGGGACAGUCAACCUGCUGAGAGGUGUUAACCCUACAGAGACCCCCGUGACAUGCACAGCCGGCGUCGGAACAUUUAUUGUGGAGUUUGCCACUCUGAGUCGCCUUACAGGAGACCCACAGUUUGAGAUGGUGGCAAGAAGAGCCCUCAGAGGAUUGUGGGAGAGCAGGUCUGAUAUUGGGCUGGUAGGAAACCAUGUAGACGUCAUGACCUCCAAGUGGGUAGCUCAGGAUGCUGGAAUCGGGGCCGGCGUUGAUUCCUACUUUGAAUAUCUGGUGAAAGGGGCGAUCCUGCUGCAGGACGAGGAAUUAAUGUCUAUGUUUCUUGAAUACAACAAGGCCCUCCAGAACUUCACCAAAUACGACGACUGGUAUGUGUGGGUUCAGAUGUAUAAGGGCACGGUCACUAUGCCCGUUUUCCAAUCACUGGAAGCCUUUUGGCCAGGAUUACAGAGUUUAGUGGGAGAUAUCAGAAGUGGAAUGAGAUCAUUCCUCAAUUACUACACAGUAUGGAGGCAGUUUGGUGGGUUACCGGAAUUUUACAGCAUUCCUCAGGGAUUUACCGUGGAGAAAAGAGAGGGCUACCCCCUCCGGCCGGAGCUGAUUGAGAGCGCAAUGUAUCUGUACAAGGCGACCAGAGAUCCAAUUCUGUUAGAGCUGGGAAGAGAUGCCGUGGAGUCCAUUGAAAGGAUAAGCAAAGUGGACUGUGGAUUUGCAACGAUCAAAGACGUUCGAGAUCACAAGCUGGAUAACCGCAUGGAGUCUUUCUUCCUGGCCGAAACCAUCAAGUACCUCUAUUUGCUGUUUGACCCAGACAACUUUAUCCACAAUGAUGGCUCCACCUCUGAUCUGGUGGUGACUCCAUACGGGGAGUGUGUCAUGGGGGCAGGCGGCUACGUCUUCAACACCGAGGCCCACCCUAUAGACCCUGCUGCGCUGCACUGCUGUAAGAGGGACUCUGCUGAGCAGUGGGAAGUGGAAGACCUGGUGAGGGAGUUUUUCUCCAUCAAGAGCAGCAGUAAUCCUAAGGCACAACAACAUAGGCCAGACUCUCAGAACAGAAACAAAAGCAAAAGAACCUCUAAGCUCAGCUGCCCAAGCCAGCCAUUCACUUCGAAACUUUCCAUCCUUGGGCAGGUUUUUCUUGAUUGAUGAUGGCCUUUCCUGCCUGCUGCAUCUGUCCAGGUUUUUACCUUUUUUAAGUUCACUUUCCUCCUCUUCAAAUGUCCUGCCAUGAUUCAGUUCACCCAAUGUGAGUAUGCACUGUGACCCUAGGCACAUACCUCUCCUGCCUUUUUUAAUUCCGCCCUGCAGGUAGAGGAUGGGACUUUUCUAACUGCGUGUAGAGGGUCAGAAGAGAGUGUUUGGUUCAGAAGCCGACCAAAUCCAAAUCCUAAUGCUUUUUAUGACCAAAUUCUUAUGAGUUUACGUAAUGGGGUUAUGUUAUGAGGUUACAUAAUAAAAGGCACUAAGUUAGCCCAGGAGCAGUAACCCAUAGCAACCAAUCAUCAGGAAGCAUUUACUGGUCACCUGUUUAAAAGCAUUCUUAUUGGCUGAUGGGUUACUACUCCUGGGCAGAAUUAUCACCGUUUAUUACAUAUGGGGGUUAUUGUUCAGCUAAACCAAAUAAUAAUCUGUUCUUUAUUUGUCCCAGUCUUUUGUAGGGGAAUUCGGUAUCCGUACAUAUCCACAAAUUAUAGGUUUGCUAUAUCCCUAGAUCCUAGAAAAGGUUACCCCCAGUUCUGAUGCUGCACUUUCCUUAUCCUAACACAAACGGGUGGAUUGUUUUGUUGCUGUCGGCAGUCACGCCGCAGUCCUCCCAUGGAGGGUUGCUAUGAAUAAAGAGUGCACGCCAAA
This is a messenger RNA of Xenopus tropicalis (tropical clawed frog), 2440 nucleotides long. It is a transcript of the gene edem2, whose product is annotated as ER degradation enhancer, mannosidase alpha-like 2. The record is from RefSeq and is marked validated. Gene Ontology annotation, cellular component: endoplasmic reticulum; membrane; endoplasmic reticulum lumen. Gene Ontology annotation, biological process: positive regulation of retrograde protein transport, ER to cytosol; endoplasmic reticulum mannose trimming; carbohydrate metabolic process. Gene Ontology annotation, molecular function: calcium ion binding; mannosyl-oligosaccharide 1,2-alpha-mannosidase activity. Lineage: Eukaryota; Metazoa; Chordata; Amphibia; Anura; Pipidae.